AUGUCCUCCAACGGGCCCACCGUGCCUCAACGGCAGCCAUACGAUCACCGGCAUGAUAACGAGAGGGAAGACUGGGAGGAGUGGGAAGAUGAAGAUGUGGUCACCCCAAUCAUGGACGAUGACCAAGAGCUCAUCAUGGACAAGACGGCCGCUCCCAGUCCCCUGAGACCAAACAAACCGGUUUCGACGAGAUAUUCACAGCCACGGUAUUCAGUCCAGAAGCUGAGGCGUCUCAAGUCCCGCCAACGGCAAAAGGCGCAGAACGCCAAAGCAGGGAUCAAGGUGGUUACAGACAUGGCAACGUUGCGACAGCAGCAACAGGCUCAACCGACCCGGAUUCCUGAUCUCCAGCAGCCCAAGUUUGUCGAUGCAGCAGCACUGAGGGCCCUUGAGGGGUCACCUAACUCCGCGUCAGUCGGCAAUUGGAACUGGCUGAAGAUGAAGAAGUCGGACCCAAACGCAAAGUCUCCUCAAAGCGCUGGCCGCAGCCCCCUGGAGCAGGACCUAUCCCCAAACGACCGCCCGAUUGUCAUUGGCAUCGCGUUGCCGUCAGAGAUGGCCGACAGAGAAAUCAGCCCCCAAACAGCCAUCAUUGAGACACCGCAUGAUCUGCCGCCGAAAUAUACCAAUAAGCCUACCACGACGGGUAAAGCAGACACUGUCACUCCAUUGACUCCCUCACAACAGAGAUCUGUGUGGAGCCCAGACACACCAGAUACCACCUCCCCUUUCCAGUCACCGCACCGCACUUCCAGCAUUUAUUCUCAAGCAACUGGUCUUGGUGUUGGUAUUGGUGUUGCUCACGACGCUCCUCCUGUUCCUGCAGUGCCUUCUACCUACAAGCAACAGGAAAGAGUAGUCAGCGUGGUCCUCAAGAAUAGGGAUGAUGAGGACGAUGAUGGAGGCAGCCCAUGCACCUUGUUUGAGGAGGAUGGGACGGCCUCGAACCGGCCAAAGCCAACAAAGGUCAAGGAGGCAUCAAAGAGCCCAGACAGCGCGGCAACGCAGACUCGUGGUUGGUGGGAUCAUAUCACGACACCCUUUCUAGAGAGGAAGAGCCCUAUUGUCCCACCCCAGAAGAGUGAAUCACAGCCUGUCAAAUCAUCAGCGCCUGAGGACUGGUGGAGUGAAAAGGGCGCCAGGGUCUUGGUCUCGGAAACAAAAGCCUUGCAGCCUACGGUAUUCAAGCCACAAGAAGUUCAACAAGUUAUUGUUCAGCGACCAGGCCUUCCAGCAUCUCCAAGGCCAUCACCACGCAAUAUAGAGGCGCCGAUAGUCAGAGUUCCUACUCCGAGAAGGACCCCAUCACCACUCAUGGACAGACGGGAUCCUUCACCCGCGUCGUCUUCUCGAUCAGCUACUCCACGACUUCAGCCCCGGUCAGAGAAAACUCAGCUUGCCGAACCCAGCCCAGCUCCUUCAGAGCAGCCGCCCCCAUACUCUCCUCCUCCUCAGCAGAAGGCCGUGCGGUACCGAGCUGUCUUCCCUGCGGGCCACCCUUUGCAGGCACUUUAUCCCCCGUCUCCGGGACCAAUCUCGCCAGCCAUCAACGGAACAAUGAGUUCCCAAGGCGGCAUCAACAUGACCGACAUACCCUUGACACCAGCGCCAAGAGGCAACAGCCCUGCUCCUGGGCAGCAAGGCCGCCUUCCAGAACGAUUCGCUGGCACGUUUGUGCCGCCGGAACACUUCCUUGCAGCAGAAGGGAACGGUCAUCGCGUUGAACGACAGCGUCGUCGCCACGAAAAGGAAGAAAUUGCAGCUCGCAAAGCUGGAGGCUUCUGGAAAGGCCGUGGGUGCAUUCCGGCGAAUGGAUGCUAUGGUCGCAGCGGUCGUGAAGGUCGAAAGAGAAGACGUGUUUGCCUUGGCAUAUGCGGAGCUAGUCUUUUCCUCAGCAUUCUCAUCAUCGUUCUUUGCGUUACCCUCAUCCCGCGAAACCACGCCUCUGCACCAGUUGACAGCAUCUUUCUCAACCUCACAAACUUCCCUCCGAUGCCAACUGGGGUUCUCUCAGUUGUUGGCCCGGACAACACCGCCGCAGUCACCGGCUGCAGUAGCCCUUCGACUGUUUGGAGCUGCGCACUUCCCAAGGAAGAACAGGAAUCUGUGGCCCCCAACCGUCCCAACCAGCCGACUUUCACCAUGCAGAUCCAAUGGGAUAACAACACGCGCAAUCUCUGGAAUGUGCCAAAUGGUGAACCCCCUCGGCCCGGAUCUACCUCUGGGAAGCGCCAUUUGAACCUUGGCGGCAUCGUAGCUAGGGCAAGGGCACUCAUCAAAAGACAGAACCCAGUUUUCACACCCAACCCAGCCCCUCCUUCCUUUGAGGAAAUGUACUUCCUCGGAAACACAACCGAUGGCAUUGUCUCCAGCGAGAAAGCUGGCGAACCGACUCCAUUCUAUCUCAGCAUCCUCAAGUCCGCCAGUGAAACAGUUGGCCCCAACGCUCUGGGCAAGCGUCAGAGUUCGGGAAACUCUACUGAUGACUUUGGCAUCAGACUACCGGCUCCAGAUCUCGAGGCAGAUGGCACUGGAGCCCCCGCACAGCUCUUCCCUCAUGCUGUCCAGCAGCCCUUACGGCUUUAUGAUCGCGGCCUCCCGACUGAGCACUACGGUUUCUACACCUACUUCAAGCGCACCAUCUACCUCAAGUCCGUCACUACCCUCAACGGGACUGAGGACGAGAGCAAUGUGCCGCUCGACAAAGACGGCGGAUCCCGCAGGAGCGAGGCCAAGUUCCUUGUGACGUGGUCUCAGACGCGUUUCCUCGUCCAGAUCUGGACCCGCUCGGCGAACACCACGCAGCUCCUCACCACCCCCGGCACCAUGCCUUACCCCGUCACGAUCAAGACGGACACCCACGGCGGAGAGUCGGGCGAGAAGUUCGUGUGGCACUGGCCCGUGAAUGAUCGCCAGGGCAUCGAUACGAGUACACCGAAGCUUCUCCCUAAUGAUAUCGGCUUUGGUGGAACGACUGUGAACCCUCGAAAGGAUAAGAAUGCUUCUUUUGGCGGUUUCGAUGGUGGUACCGGCGGCUGCCGCUGCGAGUGGGUCAAUUUUAUUGCCAGGAGGGAUAGUGGUAACUAA
Molecule: messenger RNA, 3087 nt
Organism: Colletotrichum tamarilloi
Lineage: Eukaryota; Fungi; Ascomycota; Sordariomycetes; Glomerellales; Glomerellaceae
Exons: 1
Coding region: 1-3087 (1028 amino acids)
Source: RefSeq, a predicted model, not a curated record